AUGAUAUAAGACAAACUUAUAUUCUUGAAUGAGGAAAAAUAUUUAUAAUAGUAAUAGGCAUCUUUAGAGAUUGCAGAAGAGAAUGUAAAGCAUUUAAUUAAAAAACUUAGAUUCUUAAGGAUGAUAGAACCACUUUGAUGCUCAAAAAUAUACCAAGAAGCAUGAAGCCAAAUGACUUGAGAAAUAUUUUAAAUAAAGAAUUUCGUAAUCUCUAUGAUUUUUUCUAUUUACCUUUGGAUAACAAUGUAUUUCUAAUUUAAUAUUUGAAGAAUGAAGGUCAUUUGGGAUAUGCUUUUGUAAAUUUUAUCAAUCAGGAUGUAGUAUUAAAGUUUUAUAGAACAUUUAAUAAUUAAAAAUGGACUAAUACAGAGAAAGUAUUUCUAAUUUUAUUAAUUGUAGUAAAUUUGUCAAUUGAAAUAUGCAAAAUUAUAGGGAAGAAGACAAUAUGAAUUUGCAAGAUGA
This is a messenger RNA of Paramecium primaurelia, 462 nucleotides long. The record is from the annotation of a GenBank genome assembly. NCBI's taxonomy places the organism in Eukaryota, Ciliophora, Oligohymenophorea, Peniculida, Parameciidae.